Messenger RNA from Osmerus eperlanus (European smelt), 2872 nucleotides. RefSeq names its product Ras association domain family member 5 (gene rassf5). The record is from RefSeq and is a predicted model, not a curated record. The transcript has 4 exons. Bases 203 to 874 code for a protein of 223 amino acids. Gene Ontology annotation, biological process: signal transduction. Gene Ontology annotation, cellular component: nucleus. Lineage: Eukaryota; Metazoa; Chordata; Actinopteri; Osmeriformes; Osmeridae.
GGGGAAGGAGGGAGAGAUGUAGUCACGCAAACUUCUCUUGAUAUUAGAUGUGACAAAGCUAUGACCAGAGGACAGAAGCACAGAGGGGAACUUCCUCUUUCCCUUGAUAUCCCACUGCUCGUUGAGAGAGCACCCUCUGCUGUACGGAGUGAACACUGCAGGUGGGGCCACCAUCUCAGUUUGGCUCUCUUUAAAGUCUGUCAUGCGUUUUCCAUCUCUGUUGGAGCAGAAUGAGACAAAGGAGGAGGACAGAGGGACGAAGGCUCUUUCUGAGGAAGAGGUACGAGCCAGGAUAGAGGAGUAUAAUGCUCAAAUCUCCGAGAAUGUCAUGAAGCUGGCUGACAAUGGCUCAUAUACAGGCUUCAUCAAAGUCCACCUGAGGCUGAGUCGACCAGUCACAGUACCCACUCUGGAAGAGGGUCAGCAGGGAGCGGGAUCAAGGCUGAGUGACAAGCGGACAUCUUUCUACCUGCCAUGUGACUGCGUGAAGCAGCUGCACAUCAGCUCUACGAACACAGUCAGGGAGGUCAUCCAGGGCCUUCUGAAGAAGUUCAUGGUGUUGGAUAACCCUCGCAAGUUCGCCCUGUACAGACAGACACACCGAGACGGACAGGAUCUGUUCCAGAAGCUUCCUGUGUGUGAGCGUCCUUUGUCUCUGAGGCUCAUUGCAGGUCCAGACCCUGACAAGCUGACCUUCAUCCUCAAGGAGAACGAGACUGGAGAGGUGGAGUGGCACGCUUUCUCAGUUCCUGAGCUGCAGAACUUCCUGGUUAUCCUGGAGAAGGAGGAGACUGAGCGUGUUCGGGUGGUGGAGCAGAAAUACUCUGUGUAUCGACAGAAACUACAGCAGGCGCUACGGCAACACAACCCCUAACCCCUCACCUAUGACCUUAAAACUUCAACCCAGGGAGUUACUGACCCACCUUUCUAUCCACGUUUCUACCCCCACCACCACUUCCCACCUCUUACCCCACCCUUCCAAACCCAUCCCUUUCCAGCCCAGUCAAUGACUUAACACUGACUCCCCCCCCCCCCCCCCAUGGAGAGGAGAGGGGAAGAUGGCUUGAGAGAGGAAGUAAGCUAUGGUGUGUGUCCGGUGAGAUUAAAGGCACAGUGAUGAACUCUUAGUCCGAUGGCUUGAUCUUCUGUGAUGAUGUUUCUUAAGGUUUCUGCUGCUGCUGCUGCUACUGCAAGUGUUACUUAAGCAUGAGUCUUACCCUUUGUACUCCCACUCUCCUGCACAUAUUCUGGGGUAAAUGGAUGGCAUCAUCUUGAACACGCUUAUUAAAAUGUUGAUUUUCAUAGAUGCUUAUGACACAACCUCUUAUGUCCCCUGCAUGCCUUACUGUCUGUCUGGGGUUGGGGGUCAGGAUUUUAUUUUGUGUUUAACAUACAACAGUAGUCUAUUCAGAUACUAUUAUACUGAGACUAUAGGCUCAGGAGAAAUCAGGAGCAUGAUGGCCAACAAUAUUUACAGCACAGUUGUACCCACUGUAAUCUCAUAUCUCUGGUAACGCACUGAAAUAUCAAUGCUGUUUUAGUCAGGCUCCCUCCCCCUACCUGUGAUCUGGGUCAACUUGUGUAGGAGCAUUAACUCGCAUCAUAGAUGCCCUGUGUAUAUCUGACGACAGUCUCCUAGUUCCAGACAUUGGCAAACUAUUCUGUAAACCAUCUACAAAUGUCCCUUUGCAUGAAACGGCUGCCUUUACUGUGAAUCCACUCUCCAUCUUUAACUCUAAUCCUGUUGACUGUUGACCCCUAACUAACACCUACCCCAUUCUUUCUGGAGUUCUCUAACUGGUGUGGUCCUAGGCAUGGUCACCGGUCCAUGCCCAUCAAAUGUUUGAAGCCUGCUAUUGUGUAGAAAACAUUAACCUGACUGUUAGGAGACUCAGUUUAACAAAAGCAACCAAGGGGCGUGUGGUGUACAUUUGUAAGCAUGAAUCUGUAGCCCAGGAUUCAGCACAUACUGUACCCUUAUAGUAUCUUUUUCAGAACUAGACUGAGUUGUUGCUAUUUGAAUGUGAAAGACUUAAGAGGGAUGUGAAAGGGAUUUUACCAAAGCUCACAGGGACUGGAGAGAUGUCUGAUUGGAAAAAUCAUGUUUUGUACAGUAAACCAACUUCUGUUUUGCACAUAUGGAUGUAGGCCAUGGUUUGGGCCACACCUCAGAAUUUUUUUUAAUUAAUCAACAAACUCAAUUAUAACGAACCAAUGACUUAAUUUUUGUGUGAAAGAUCUACUGUAUGUGUGUGUGUGUGUGUGUAUGUGUAUAUAUAUAUAUAUAUAUAUAUGAUGAAAUGAAGGGGAUGGAUUGGUUUGUGUAAAUACAGUGUGUAGGUGAGUGUCUGUCUCUCUCAGAAUCCUGGAUCCCUCAGUGGCCCUUACUGUCACUCCUUCACCCCAGCCCCUCGGCCCAGCCCCUCUGCUCAGCCCCUCUGCCCAGCCCCUCUGCUCAGCCCCUCUGCUCAGCCCCUCUGCCCAGCCCCUCUGCUCAGCCCCUCGGCCCAGCCCCUCUGCUCAGCCCCUCUGCUCAGCCCCUCUGCCCAGCCCCAACAAUCACUGUCCAUGCUUUUUCUCCUGGCAGUGCCUUUUGUUCCAUGUAGCUGUGUAUGUGUGUGUGUUUUUGGGGGUUUAUAUCCAAGUCCAUUGAGAAUUCAAGAGGAGUGUGUGUGUAUGUGUCUUUGUCUGUGUGUUAUUUAUUUCACUGUUCACCCCCUUGGCAAGGCAAAAUGUCUAGGAUGUGAAUACUUAAAAGCUUUCCAGCAAUCUUUUAUUUCUUAUUUUACAGAGAAUUUGAUGUGUAUAAAGAAAUAUGUAAAACUAUAAACAGAUUUGAAGAAUUAAAUUAAAAUGUCAUCCCUUCACAAUA